UCCAGUUAAUCAGGCUUAAAAUGACAUUAAAUGGCUUCUUUACGAAAAAUGCUAUUUAAUACUGCAGUUAAAUGCAAUGAUGACAACAUUUGGAUAUCGAAAGUAGGAAGGCAGCCAUUUUUGCUUUGUAAAGUACAUACAGAACAAUAAUCAUCUAAAAGUAUCUUCCACAAGUAUCAGCUCUUUGUCGAUAUUUUUUAGCCUGAGAGUAACAUAUUUUGCAAAAGGGCCAAUUUUUAGGCAUAUUUUAUUAAUUCCUUGACUAAGUUCUUUUAAAUGUCAAAUUUUAAUUCCCCAACGAUCAGACGAGCUACACUUUGGCAGCCAUAAUAAGACGUGCUAGGCUUGGGCAAGCGGGUUUUGUGGUACGUGCAAGUGUUGUGUUUGCUCCGUAUUUUAUAUGAUUUCAAUGCGAAAAAUUGGACAGAAUAAUCAGAUACAGUGUGCUAUGUUAACAUUAAGGUAUUGAUAUGCUCUUAGAGCAUGGAAAGUACUAUACCAUUUGCUCGCUUUGGGGCCAGCUGACUUAACAGGUCAAGGACAGCAUUUUUAAACAUUGUACAUUAUUUUGGGGAGAGUCUUUUGACAAAAUGCAACAAGUUGAAACACCGAUUCAGAAUAAUGCGAGCCCCACAAAGGCCACCGACGACAGGGAGCCUCCACCCCGAGUAGAUGUGCCCCUUGAACCGGUAAAUGGUGUGGUUCAGCCCCCCGUCCAUCCACCUCCCAAUCGGCCAGGCAGGGUCACUAACCAGCUGCAAUUCCUACAAAAGACCGUUCUUAAAGCAGUAUGGAAACAUCAGUUUGCCUGGCCCUUCCAUCAACCCGUUGACGCCAAAAAACUCAAUCUACCCGACUACCAUAAAAUAAUUAAGAACCCAAUGGAUCUGGGGACAAUAAAGAAGCGCCUGGACAACAACUACUACUGGUCAGGCAAGGAGUGUAUCCAGGACUUCAAUACGAUGUUCACCAAUUGUUAUGUGUACAACAAACCCGGCGAGGAUGUGGUUGUGAUGGCUCAGACCCUGGAGAAAGUCUUCUUGACAAAAGUCGCUGAUAUGCCUAAAGAGGAGUAUGUGAUCGAUCCUCCAGCCAAGGGAAUCAAGGGAAAGAAAGGCAGAGUUGCGGGCACGCCAGGGGUCGGCGCAGGACGCGGACGACCACCAGCGGUCAGUUCUACCGUCGCCACACCAACAACUGCCCCUUCAACUGCGUUACCGUUGGGUACUCAAGCGCCCGCGACAGUUCCUGGCAGCACUGCCACCACCACGAUUGCGCCUACGACCCCCGUAACACACAGUAACCUGCCCCAACAGCUGGCUCAGCCCACGGCCGGCUAUCACGUCGCCCAACCCCUGGCCAACCCUCUGGAACCGUCAAACCUCGCUCCUAACGUACUCCCUGGAAACGUGAUGCCUCCCGCUCAACCUGCAAAGGUAAAAAAAGGUGUAAAAAGAAAGGCGGACACAACGACUCCGUCGGCGACGGCGUUUGAGUACAACACUCCAAUGGAGUCCAAGUCGGCGAAGAUAUCGACGCGUCGGGAAUCGGGUCGACAAAUAAAGAAACCAAUCAGGGCCGAAUUAGACGGCUUGGUGCCCUACAAUCAGGCCAACAUUUCACCUUUAAUGAACAUGAAUGCGUCCCAACAGCAGCACGCGUCGCACAAGUCCAAAGACAAGUUGUCUGAGGCGCUCAAGUCCUGUAACGAGAUACUCAAGGAGCUCUUUUCCAAAAAGCUUUCGACUUAUGCGUGGCCAUUCUAUAAGCCUGUGGAUGCAGAAUUGUUGGGGUUACACGAUUACCACGACAUAAUAAAGAAACCGAUGGACCUGGGAACUGUUAAACAAAAGAUGGACAACAGGGAGUACCGUACCGCACAGGAGUUUGCAGCGGACGUGCGGCUGAUCUUUACCAACUGUUACAAGUACAAUCCUGAAGAUCAUGACGUUGUUGCAAUGGCGCGAAAACUGCAGGACGUCUUUGAAAUGAAGUUCGCAAAGAUUCCAGACGAGUCCCUUCAGAGGGUGGGAGGCAGUUCAUCGACCAAGUCAGAUUCUAGUUCAUCAGGCUCAAGUUCAGACUCAUCCAGCGACACAGAAGACUCAGAAGAAGAGAGGCGGAACAAACAAUUGAAAAUGUUGGAAAAAGAAUUGAUAGCGAUGCAAGAAAAGAUGCGCAAGUUGGUGGAGGAAAGCGGGAAAAAGAAGAAAGCGAAAAAGAAAGCAAAAGAAAUAGAGAAGAGCAGCAAAAAGAUGGUAGCAAAUAGUAGCGCAUCCGCGGGAGGUGUGAGGGGACCGAAGCCAGCGCAGGGUAACGCAGCGUCCAAGAGACAGAAGGCAAACAAUAAGACUGGCGCCGGACGUAAGAAAUCGGCGGCGCAAGCCCCCGCACUUGCCUUCGACUCUGAGGACGAGGACAAUGCGAAACCAAUGUCCUACGAUGAGAAACGACAACUUUCAUUAGACAUCAACAAACUGCCAGGUGACAAAUUGGGGCGUGUAGUGCACAUAAUACAGUCGCGAGAGCCGUCGUUACGUGAUUCGAAUCCGGAUGAAAUCGAGAUCGACUUUGAGACGCUCAAGCCGUCCACGUUACGAGAACUGGAGAGCUACGUAGCGUCGUGUCUACGCAAAAAGCCACGUAAGCCCUACUAUAAAAAGAUGCCGGGCAAGUCGAAAGACGAGCAGAUAGCGGAGAAGAAGCAAGAGUUGGAGAAGAGACUGAACGACGUUAACGAUAAAAUAGGCAAUACAAAGAAGACGACAAAGAAAGAAGAGGCUAGCAAAGUGGAUCCAGCGGGAGCUGGCGGUCCCACCGGUCGCCUGUCCUCCAGUUCGAGCAGUUCGGACACGGACAGCAGUACGUCGAGCAUAUCGAGCAGCUCGUCGGACUCCAGCGACAGCGAAGCAGGGGGAAGUAAUAACAAACCGCCCAAGAAGAAGAACAAAAAAUCACCCAGUGGACACGCCACGACGUUACAGAAACAACCCCCCGUGACACCUGUUUCGACAACGGUGGUUAACAAUAACAACACAAACAUUACAACCCCUCAAACCUCAAAUGUGGUGAACAACAACGUCGUGAACAAACCUAAUGCAAUGGUUUCGCAGCAAGCGCCUCUGUCGGUUCGAAAAUCGUCGAUAGUUAGCGAAAAAUCUAUAAUACCACCCGUAAUACCUCCGUCGACGGUGGCUCCUACGCCACCCGUUGUCUCCCACCACCAACAACAACAACAACAGCCACCGCAACUAGCCAACAAACACUCUCCCGACAAAAAACCCAUCAUCUCCCCUCUACCUAACAACUUCACCGAUCCUCUCGAACAGUCCCUGGCUAGUUUAGAGCACGACAUUAUAAAAACUGAGCACAAUAUAAUAAAAAGCGAACCGUUAGAGGGUUUAGCACCCUCAAUACCUCCACCUGCAUAUCCUAAUCAUUCAAUUCCGCCCAAUCCUACCAUCAAUCCUUCGCCCAUGUUGCAGGGUAGUUUGGGAGGUCUGGAUGUCAAACCUCCGCAUCCAAUGGUGUCUAUUGAUCCUGGUGGUGGUUUGAUGCCCACGAAUUCUCUCAUGCAUCAUAACAAUCUUCCCACAUCGGCUGAUUUGAGUCACCCGCCCAUUGUGCCCCCCGUUACCUCAUCGCAUCCCAUGAUGCAUUCGAAUAACAACAACGGCUACGAACUGAAACAUUCGUAUGACAGUAACGGUCUCAUGAGCGCGGGGAUUCCUAUGAACAUGUCGAUACCGUCCAUGUUUGAUCCGUUACCCCAACAGCAGCCCGCAAUCAAAAAGGAGCAUCCUACACAAGUCUUGGGCUCGAAACCUCUAGAGGAAUUGGUGUCAACGGGAGAUUCGAAGCCCCAACACGAUAAACACGGGUUCAGUGGUGGCGUACCGCCUGGAGGUGGAGGUGGUAGUUACAAAAUGAAGACCACACCUGAAGCCGCCAACGUGAAGAACGCGAGCUCUUGGUCGAGUUUAGCGCAGGCGAGCAACUCCCCUCAAGGCGUCCCAGCCAACGCAAGCAGUUCAACGAGACAGCAUGUAAUGGAUAGUUUUAAGGCGUUUCAAAAACAGGCGAAAGAGAAAGCUGACAGGGAGAAACAGAGGCUGGAAAAUCUGGAACUUAAAAGGCAACAGAAGGAACAGGCGGAGAAGGAACGGCUCAGGGUAGAAAAUGAAAAGAGAAGGGAAAAAGAAGAGGAAGAUGCGUUAGAGAAAGCCAGGAAAGCGGUGGCUGAACAGCAGCAGCAACCGCUGCCCCCUGGAAGGGUGGACGAAUUGAGGAACUCCCCUGCUGAAGGCAGCAUAUCUCCUGGAUCUCAAAGUUCGGGUUCGGACAGGACAGAAAGGGAACGCCAGCGUUUACGGGAGCAGGAAAGAAGGAGACGGGAGGCGAUGGCGAACCAGAUAGAUAUGAACAUGCAGAGCGAUCUCAUGGCCGCGUUCGAAGGCUCCUUUUGUCCCGUGUCUCAGGGUCGGUAUCCGGAAGUGACGAAAAAGGAAUAUACACAGGCCAGUUCUUAAGAAAAUACCGGAUUUUUUUUCGCGUCGAGUCAUUUGUAUGCAUGCAAUAGGACAUAACUGUGGUGAAUGCUGGGGGUGUGUUUGUUAACUUGCUCAAAACAAAACUAAAAGAAAAAGUGGCGUGCUUUCGUUAUCUUUGAGAUAAUAAUUAUUUUUUCUCUCGUUGUUCUCUCUCCCCAUCCCCUGAGGCUUCCGGCUUCGCGUCGCGCAGGAACUCAAUUGUCGUGUAUAUAACUAGCAAUAUUAUUGAUUAUUACUAUUAAUAUUAUAACUGUAGUUAUUAAAUAUAAUAAUUUUUUUGCGGACUUGCUGUGUCGGCGGUUUGUAUAUACACAUAUAUAUAUAUAUAAGGCGAGAGAAAGAGAGAGAGAGAGCGAGAGAGUAAAAAGGAGCUACCAGGGAUUUUGGUACAGUAGUAGUGACAAAAACGAACUCUGUCGGGUGUUGUAUCUAAUUUUAUUUUUAUUAAAUUGCAACAGACACGAUAUUGUAUAAUAUGUACGCCGGGUGUCGAUAUUAUUAACAUACUAAGCGUAUUUCGAUCGUUGACAGACAGACAGACAGAUACAUUGUAGAUAUUUGCCUUCGAAGAAGCUCUUCUUGUUAAUGGGGUUCUUCAAUUAAUUUUAUCGUGUAUUAACUUUUGCGAAAUAUUUUUUAAGUUGUCUGUCGAAGGCAAAAAAAAAAUAGGGCGAGAGAGAGAGGGCGGUGGUGGGUGGCCACGUACACCCACCUUCUCCCCACUUUCCCCUCUAAAGCUGUGGACUAGCGGUAGGAUAGAGUAGUAGCAUCGUGGACGUUUUUUAAGUGAUUUUAAA
Agrilus planipennis (emerald ash borer) is the source of this 5347-nucleotide messenger RNA. RefSeq names its product bromodomain-containing protein 3. The coding region runs from base 591 to 4529 and encodes 1312 amino acids. The record is from RefSeq and is a predicted model, not a curated record. The transcript has 18 exons. Gene Ontology annotation, cellular component: nucleus; chromatin. Gene Ontology annotation, biological process: regulation of DNA-templated transcription; chromatin remodeling. Lineage: Eukaryota; Metazoa; Arthropoda; Insecta; Coleoptera; Buprestidae.